AUGCGUGGUGUGCUGCAGACCACCAGCCAAAUUGUCACAAAGGAGUACCUAGAUGCAUGCCAACCGAAGAGCUUAAAACGUUUAUUCCCGCUAGAUGAUCCUCCGCCCCAAAAUUUUAUAUCUCACCAAUUCGAAAAGUUAACCAAGACAUAUUCAAAUCCUCGUUCCAUAUUGAGGUUAUAUCGCAAUUAUAUACGUGCAACAGACUACCCUUGCUACCCUUGGUUGGUUAGGGCUGCAUGUCAAAUUGGUAAUUCCUUUGGGUUCAAUUCUUUUUGGUCUCCACGUGAUAAACAAACACUCACCAGCACUGACCUAUUCAAGAAAUUAAUGUUCGACUUGGUGGAACGGUCCAGAUUCUUACACGCUAGACACGCUCCUAGACUAAUUUACGCAUUGACUGCGCUUGAAUAUCGCAGUAGACACUUAUUGGCCCCUCUGUUACAGCUUGUAAUGGAUAAUCUCCAACACUGGAGAUUGCCUAUCCUCGCCACUUUAGCACACUGUCUAACAUUACUAGGCAUAGGGGAUGAAUCAAACAAUACAUUUAAUGGAAAAGACUAUUCAGGUCUUAUCCAAUUAUUGCUAACCGAAGUCUUCACUAGAGAUGAAUCUGAUGCAUGUGCCUGUGACUGGGCUUCGCUCGCUUAUACCUGCACAUUGAAUAACUUAUAUGAAUGGCCUACUAAGCACCAACCUGCUUUACCUAUAUUCAUAUCACAGGCCAUGAAAACGAUCACACUUAAAAACCUACCAGAGAGUGGGUGGUUGCAAUACAUUAUCUACCUAAUACUGUACAGUGCGGAUGUGGAGAAGCCUUUUUGCGAAGUUGCAAUAAAGAAGAGCGUCCCCUAUGAAAUCCAAGAGUCGCUGCACAAAAGGUGGCUCACUGAAAUAUUGAUUAAAGCACAACCACAAGGCAGUGAAACGCUGCAAUUGGACGUAGAUUUAGUGCUACAAGGGCUAGGACUUACACAAGCACUGUCAAAUUGUUCUGUAGGAAGGGAUGACGAUGAACAGCACUGUCUAUUUACCGGACAUUUAUUUCCCCAAAGGAAGUUGUGCCUAGAAUAUGAUUAUUUUCAGCCAAUAGAUGAAAAUAAGCCUAAGAUUAGUGGGUUGUUGAAAUUCAAGAAAAGAUUGUUCAAUACCAUGGGAUACAAUGUGUGUGUCGUACAUAAGUGUUUUUGGGAUAACCUGACAAAGGAUGGGAAAGAAAAGGAGAUUUUGUCAAUAUUAGACAACUUCAGGCCAUCAGAAACAGAAAUUAAAAAUGAGCCUGUCAAAAACAUUUUCACCGAUACAGGGAAUAUAAGGCAUUUGAAACAUUUGAGGCCCAGAUUCGAAGUAUGGCCUCCAGAGAAGAUUGUUGUUUAA
Molecule: messenger RNA, 1377 nt
Organism: Babesia microti strain RI
Lineage: Eukaryota; Apicomplexa; Aconoidasida; Piroplasmida; Babesiidae
Product: conserved Plasmodium protein, unknown function
Exons: 7
Coding region: 1-1377 (458 amino acids)
Source: RefSeq, a predicted model, not a curated record